Messenger RNA from Populus nigra (black poplar), 1149 nucleotides. RefSeq names its product bidirectional sugar transporter SWEET16-like. NCBI's taxonomy places the organism in Eukaryota, Viridiplantae, Streptophyta, Magnoliopsida, Malpighiales, Salicaceae. Gene Ontology annotation, cellular component: membrane. The transcript is spliced from 6 exons. Gene Ontology annotation, biological process: carbohydrate transport. The coding region runs from base 278 to 997 and encodes 239 amino acids. Gene Ontology annotation, molecular function: sugar transmembrane transporter activity. The record is from RefSeq and is a predicted model, not a curated record.
UCAAUGUGGUCGGGUCAAUCUCAAUGAAAUACCCAUUUGGAGUUUAUGAAUUGUAUUGAUAUGUACUGAGCUUGAAGGUAUAUCUAAUUGUGUGAAUUUUCUGAAGUACCCAUUUCUGUUAGUAUUUUUUAUCCUUAGAGUUGGAGGAUAAAUUUGUAAAGUUCUCGAGCAUCCAUGAAUGAUGAUUGAAGGCUAGCUCAAGCUAGCUAUCUAUCUACUCUUCAAAGUUCAAACCACAAAGAGACUGAUCCAUUACAUUUAUCGAAACUUCUGCACCAUGUUUAGCAUAAUUACCCUUUUUGGGAUACUAGGAAACAUCACCACUGGUCUAGUUUACCUCUCUCCAGCGAAAACGUUUUGGAGAAUUGCAAGGAACAGAUCAACUGAAGAGUUUGAAAGCAUCCCUUACAUUUGCAAGUUACUUAAUGCAUACCAGUGGGUCUACUAUGGAAUCAUCAAGCCGAACAGCGUGCUUGUUGCGACGAUUAAUGGUUUUGGUGCUGUGGUUGAGCUUGUUUUCAUCGUGAUAUUUCUGAUGUUUGCAUCUACUCAGAAAAUAAGGGUUAGGACAGCCAUUCUAUUUGGAGUUCUGGAUUUGGUGUUUCCUGCAGUAUCAUUCUUGCUCAUGCAGUUGAUGUUACAUGGACAAUUAAGGAUUGAUAUUUCAGGCAUUUUUUGUGUUGUCUUCAGUAUGAUCACAUAUGGAUCACCUCUUUCAGCUAUGAAAACAGUGGUAGCAACGAAGAGCGUGGAGUUCAUGCCAUUCCUGCUUUCAUUUUUUCUUUUCAUAAAUGGAGGGGUCUGGACUGUGUAUGCCUUUCUUACAGAAGACUAUUUUAUUGGAAUACCAAAUGGAACUGGGUUUCUUCUUGGGACAGCACAGUUGAUUUUGUAUGUGACAUACAUGAAGCCUAAGUCCUCCGAGAAAAUAUCUGAUAACUUGGAGGACGGAAGUAAACAUGAGCCCCUUAUCCCAUCUUCCAAUUUGGUUUCCUAGAAAAGUCGAGGAUGGUGUGAUGUGAGCACAAUGUUUUUUUUUUUUUAUCAAAAAUAUCUCGGAUAUUUUAUUUACCUUUUUAUUUAAUGUAUCAAAGAAGUGGAAGAUUAUCUUUGUCUGCCAAAAGAAUUGGCCUCAUUUUCUUUUUCUCA